Strongylocentrotus purpuratus (purple sea urchin) is the source of this 1108-nucleotide messenger RNA. RefSeq lists its product as uncharacterized. The coding region runs from base 274 to 579 and encodes 101 amino acids. Lineage: Eukaryota; Metazoa; Echinodermata; Echinoidea; Camarodonta; Strongylocentrotidae. The transcript is spliced from 4 exons. The record is from RefSeq and is a predicted model, not a curated record.
GAGGUCAUAUUUAAUAAAAUUUUAGAAAGUUUUAUCCACCAGCAUGUUGUUGAGCACUAUUCGCAAUUUAAUUUGAAUGCGGUGACUUGUCGGUUACGAGCAGAAGGUCAUUGCAGGCUUCGAUUUUCUAUAAUACUAGAAGCUAUCUAGACAGUACUUAAACAGAAAGCUGGAUAGAGACACUUCGUCACAUCAAGCUACGAGAGAGUAUAUCAUCAUCUCACCGAAUUCUACUCGAACACCGCAUCGAAAUCAGGUCACGUGACGUAUAAGAUGGCGCCAAUCACACGGAGAGUGUAUACUACAUACUUGAUGCUGGCCAUGCUGUGUGUACUAGCUACAUACCAGGGUGCAUCAGGAGGUGCCAACGAUGUCGAGGAAUUCACGUCUGCCUCCCCAUCAACGAACAGGAACAUAUUGGAAGCCUCCUGUGCAACACAAGGAGAAUCGUGUCGCCUCACUGGUAGUACUAGGUGUUGUGGUAAUCUGGAGUGUGAAACACACAACGGAGAGAAGUGCCAGGGAUCACAAUCAAGCUGUAUUUGUAGAAACCCAUUCACCACCAAUUCUGGCUUCUAGAAACCUGCUAGAAAUGACUGUUCAUCAUGAUUGAAAGUGCUCAGAGCUAGCCUUAUAUCAAUUUACAUUUACAUGUAGUUAAUGCUGAUAUAAUUUGUAGGCAUAUACCAGCUCCCCCAUACGUAAAUUAAUUAUGUACAUGAAUUUUGGUGAUUGGUGAGAUAUUAAUAUUUAUGUGAGGUAAUUUGUACGUGAUAUCUGUUAUUUGCAGACACUCUAUUAACUUGUCAACCACAACUUUUGCUACAGGAUCUGAGCUAUACUGAACUUACACCAUACUUUCAUAGACACUGUAAUAUUUUCAAUACUUAUCUAUAAUAUGUUAUUUAGAAAUUGUUAAGCUUGUUUAGACUUCUAGCGGAAGAAAUGUUGUAUAGUUUUCGAAAAGAGUGUGUGCUUGAAGACUACUCAACCACUGUUUCACCUGCGAUAUCAUAGACCAUUAUGAAAAUGUAUUUAGAGAAAUAUCGAAUUAUAGGUAGUAUGAUAUCAUUUAUUAAUUUAGCAUUUCACUUGUCAAUUGUUUACU